This is a messenger RNA of Epithele typhae, 1269 nucleotides long. RefSeq lists its product as uncharacterized. The record is from RefSeq and is a predicted model, not a curated record. The transcript is spliced from 5 exons. Lineage: Eukaryota; Fungi; Basidiomycota; Agaricomycetes; Polyporales; Epitheliaceae. Bases 1 to 1269 code for a protein of 422 amino acids.
AUGGAGUUCGACCAGCCCCCCAUCUACUCCCCCGUCUCGCCCUCCGCCCCCUCCCCACUCUACUCAGAGCGGCCCGCCACGGCGGAGCGCGUGCUGCAGUCCGAGCACCACCCCACAGGGCUUGCGCCCGCCGCGCCAGAGGGCGCCAAGCACGUCUACAAGACCGACCAUCUUGAGAUCCGCCUCCAUCCGCCUCACUGGGGUCUCGUCCUCCCCGCGUACGGUUCACAGGGCACCGUCGACGGGAUCGUCACCUUCCGCAAGCAAUGCUCGCACGUCCUUGAGCUGUCGGUGUCGCUUAUAGGCGCGAUUAAUACGUCCGCGACCCAACACGCGACGGUCGCCGUGCCGGGUGUGAGUCGUGCGGUGAUUCUGAAGAAGAAGGUCGUGCUCUUCACCGCGGCCGGGAAGAGCGAGACGCUGCGGGGCGACUACCCGUUCGCGAUUCGUUUCCCGGAGCUCACUGCAGACGGGGCCGACCUGCUUCCGCCGUCGUACACUGUGUACCAGCCGGGCAUCACGACCGAGGUCUUCUACACGUUCCGUGUUGACAUCACGCGCAAGAGCUUCCGGCGCCACGAAAGGUUCUCGACGCAUGUGCUCUACCUCCCGAAGACACGCCCUACGUUGCCACCUGUAGAAGCCUUGCCGUGGGCCCACGUGGAAAACUCUCUGGAACGCAUGUGCACCGUCCCUCUCAUGCCCAUCUGGAACCCCAAGCUGGAGGAAGCUGCUCGCCGGCGGGAUGACCUACCGCAGAUCUCGGUGACGAUGCCGGACAGCAAGUGUUUUGCGUCGGGCGAGGUCAUCUCGAUCGCCCUUGAGAUUGCAUGUCCUAGUGCGCCUGCACUCGCGCGGUUGCUGUCCCACAACGCGCACCUCACGCUCGUGAAGCGGCAGAAGACGUGGAUCUCACUCGGCGCGCAGAUCAGCAUCCGCGAGCAGGUCCUCUCGCGCGCGGACAUCUACCUCGCGGACGAAAGCCAGGAGGGCACCACGUACCUCCGACUAGAAGUUCAAGCAGGCGAGGCGGCGCGGGAGUCGACCUGGAAGGUACACAACGUGGUUGCUGUCGAGCACAUUCUGCGGCUUCUUAUCCUGCCACCGAGCCAUCUCGAGAAUUUCCCGAUGUUCAAGUACGAGGUGCCGCUGCAGAUCACAACGGACCAGUACGGGACGCUGCAGAGCGAGAUCCUGGCCAUGGGCGGAGUGCCCUUCCCCGCGCUUGGGCUGAACGAUGUGCAACGGUACCUGCGUCCCAACCGUUGA